Molecule: messenger RNA, 306 nt
Organism: Echinostoma caproni
Lineage: Eukaryota; Metazoa; Platyhelminthes; Trematoda; Plagiorchiida; Echinostomatidae
Source: the annotation of a GenBank genome assembly
AUGACUGGUAGUAGGAGAUCAUUCAACGGUCUGCACAAAAUUUGUCCGAAAUUUGAUGAUGAUGAUGAUGAUGAUUCGGAUGAUGAUGAUGAUGAUGAUUCGGAUGAUGAUGAUGAUGAUGAUGAUUCGGAUGAUGAUUCGGAUGAUGAUGAUGAUGAUGAUGAUUCGGUUAAUGAUGAUGAUUCGGAUGAUGAUUCGGAUGAUGAUGAUGAUGAUGAUGAUGAUGAUGAUGAGAUGAUUAGGAUGAUGAUUAGGAUGAUGAUGAUGAUGAUGAUGAUGAUGAUGAUGAUGAUGAUGAUGAUUUAA